CACAAGCUUCUGGCAGGGAAUCCACAGGAGACAGAUCAGGAGCUGCAGCAGGAGGUGCAAGCAAAGGAGUGAAAACAGAGCCCCAAGAUGUGGUGCCUCCUCGUGCUGCUCUGCUCCCAGGGAAUUGCCUUGUCAGCAGGAUUCAGAGCAGCCUCCACUCCAGGUGUUGACACGAGCCUCUGCAAGAAGAGUCGCAACCCCGAAUGCUUCAUGAAUGUUAGUGAAAUUAUCAGAUAUCAUGGAUUCCCCAGUGAGGAAUAUGAAGUUACAACGGAGGAUGGAUACAUCCUUGCUGUUUACAGAAUUCCUGCUGGAAGGAACAGCCAAAAUACAGGGAAGAAGCCUGCAGUCUUGCUACAUCAUGGUGUUUUAGCAGAUUCUAUUCAAUGGAUUUCCAACCUGCCCAACAACAGCUUGGGCUUCAUGCUCGCAGAUGCCGGCUAUGAUGUCUGGUUGGGAAACAGCCGAGGGAACACCUGGUCCUUAAAACACAAGACCCUUAAGCCCUGCCAAAAGGAGUUCUGGCAGUUCAGCUUUGAUGAGAUAGGUAAAUAUGACAUUCCAGCGGAGCUGAACUUCAUCAUGAAUAAAACUGGACAGAAGCAUAUUUACUAUAUUGGUCACUCUGAAGGGACAACUGCAGGCUUCGUAGCAUUUUCUACUUAUCCUGAAUUGUCUCAGAAGAUUAAAGCAUUCUUUGCUUUGGCACCAGUGGCCACAAUCACACAUGCUACCAGUCCUCUGUUAAUACUUACACAGCUUCCCCAGCCAUUGAUCAAGUUACUAUUUGGCUGCAAAGGAGUUCUUCACAUCAAUGAGCUGGUGAAAAGACCUCUAACACAGUUCUGUGCAUGUCUGGGAAAAGUUUGUGCCAGUAUCUUCUGCUACCUAGUCGGAGGCAGGAUACAAAAUGUUAACACGAGUCGAACAGAUUCAUACUCAGGACAUUACCCAGCUGGAACAUCAAUACAGAAUGCUAUUCAUUGGCAACAGAUCCGACAUGCAAACCAGCUUCAAGCUUAUGACUAUGGCUGUAAGGAAAACAUGAAGAAAUACAACCAAACUGCUCCUCCUGCAUACAAGAUAGAGGAGAUAAAGAUACCAACUGCUGUUUGGAGUGGUGGACAGGACACAGUUGCAGACCCGAAAGACAUGGCAAGGCUACUUCCUCGGAUUACUAAUCUCAUUUACCAUGAGAAUUUUCCUGCAUGGGGACAUCUUGAUUUCCUCUGGGGUCUUGAUGCAACUGAGAAAAUGUAUCUGAAAAUCAUUGAACUACUAAAAAAAUAUGCUUAAAAUGCCAUUUAAUGCCAUUAAAGGAUUUAAUUCAUGCAGUAGAAACCCUAGAGAUUUCUAUUUAGCAGUUGAUUAUUGGAAUAGGGAUAGGUAUAGGGGUUUACAAACUACUGAAAACUGGUCAUUUUUUUACAAUUGCUUCCUAUGUUGCACUAUUUUGGUGGCUGCAGUCUUUCUGAAGAAGCUGAGGCAUGAGCUCAGACAAAUGACCAAUGAAAAUACAAAUAUUUUAGGUAGAACACUUCAGGGAUCUCUUACUUUGGAAGAUUUCCAUUUUUAUGAGACUGAUUUUGCUAAGGUUUCAUUUUCUGUUUCCUUGUUGAGCUGUACUACAUAUUUCACUUGAGACAAAGGUGAUUUCCCCAGAAAACCCAAAAUGGGAGAUAAUUUCUCUGUUUACUGAACUUUGCUGAAG
Molecule: messenger RNA, 1711 nt
Organism: Catharus ustulatus (Swainson's thrush)
Lineage: Eukaryota; Metazoa; Chordata; Aves; Passeriformes; Turdidae
Product: lipase member M-like
Exons: 10
Coding region: 88-1296 (402 amino acids)
Molecular function (GO): hydrolase activity, acting on ester bonds
Source: RefSeq, a predicted model, not a curated record